GCUAGGCACAAUGUAUGAAUUUGGAAUGAUAAUAAAUAUAAAACUUGGUGAGGGACAUUUGCUGGCAGAUAAACUGAAUCAAUAAAAGGACUGAGGUUAUUAAGCAGGCACUCAGCAUAAAGGAUAGGCAGAUUCAGAUAGCUCUACAGAAACCUGUUGCUCAUUGAGGCGCUCCACAGGUCUCGCAGAAGACAUCACCCUCUGUCACACUCCUCUGGUCUAAUAUUCGCUCAGUUCAGAGAGGCUGGACAGGAUGGCCUGUUUGAAGGAGGGUUCCAGAGGACGAGGGUGUCUGCUGCCGAGAGGAUGGGAGACACAGGGCAGGACAAUGUUGACGCACUGACCUCACAGGAGAAAAAGUCUCGUGGCCGAAAUCGAUUCUGCAAGACCUGCAAAUUCUCCAGCACAGAUGCUAAGGAGUUCCAACAUCAUCAGAUGUAUGCUCAUAAUGCAGAGGAGAACAAAGCCCUUGAUAAAGAAAUUCAAUCCCAAAAAUUAGAACCAAGGCGGAAAUCCUUAAAUGCUGCCAGCAGAAGCCCAAGGCGAUCGAAAGACGAUUCAGACAAUUUAUCAACUUCCAGAAGCCCUACUGCUGACCUUAAACAGCAGGGCGAGCACAACGCUAAAAUUAAUGGAACAGAUGAGGAAAUUGAACAAAUGAAGCUUACAAACAUGGAUGACUCGUUAACGAAGAAGAAUCCUGCUGUUCCUGUCAAAAGAACAGGAAACAUUCAGACCAGGAAUUACGUCUGUGCCAAAUGCACCUUUGACACAACCAGUGCCCAGGUGUUCCUUCAUCACCAGGUGGAUGAACAUCAAGAGAACAUUUCCAUUUUCGAAUGUGAUUUAUGUGACUAUGCAACGAAAUACAAACAAAAGCUACCUCGCCAUCGAAAACUUCAUUUCACGGCUCGUGAAGGUGGCGACACACCAGACAUGGACUUUUCUGCAGUUUCUGCAAUUUCUGAAACUGAUGCCUUAGACGAUCAAAAUGACUCAACAGACGUUGUCGAUGGUGUUGUUAAUAUGCAGUCCGGUAAGACAGCAGCUGCCAACUCCAAUGGAAUCAUCGAACUUGGCCUUGAAGAUUUGGAGGGCAGUGACAAACCAGAUGAAAGUGAUGCAGCAGAAAUGCUUCAGAGUGAAAUUGAGGAAGAAACUCCUGAGCCUGAGCUAGAGUCCUCAGCAGCUGCUACACCUGCUGCUGCAUCAACACCAACUCCAAGUGCUGACACUCCAGUAAGAAAGAAAGCUCCCAGACAGGAGGUGGACCCACGCAAAUAUGUUGUCAUUCGCAGUGACAAAGGAGUCAAAUUUGCCUGUUCAAGGUGCACCAGUAUUUAUAGCUGGCGGAAAUCUCUCAACAAACAUUGGAAAGAAAAGCAUCCUGGCGAUCUUCCUGAUGCUAAAGUUAAGGCUAAAAAACUUGCUGAACUAAGCGAAAGUGAAGCCUAUGGCUCCCCAGGGGAUGUUUCUGCCACACUUGUUCGUGGAAAACAUAACUUCAGCAGCUUUGGACCUCCCAUGACUUCUUCACCAGUUUUAAACAUUCCACGAUCCCGAUCUUCCACGCCCUUAUCCGGCUCUGGCAUGCCAACAAAUGGAUCUACAUACCAUCAGGCAAGCUAUCAAACCCAGGAUGGUUAUCCUGCACACCCAAUGCCUAAUGUCAUUGGACCAUUCGUAACCAAUUCCAUCAGACCAACAUACAUCAACGAAUCCGCCGUUGGCGAGGAUCUGUCCUCUGCUAAAGAUAUCAUGGCCAAAAUGCAACCAGAGAUCUUAGACUUGUCCAGAUCUUCCAAGCAAGAGUAUGAAGAGGAUUCUGAAAACUUAGAUGAAAGCCUGCAAAACGAACCCCUUGAUUUCUCCAUCAAGCAAGCUUCAGGUGAAAGUGAAAGCAGCAGUGUGCGAACUUUGCUGGAGAAUGGUUCCCUGGAUGGACAUUACCUUUACAACAGAAUGCAUAUAAAGACUGAGCCUGCCUGGUCAGGAGACGAGAAUGACAACUUCAAGCGGGACAACUUCAAUGUGGCCAAAGGCACGCAGGGUUCACCUCAGAAAAGCCCUCGUAACCAUGUCCUUCAGUGCUCCCGUUGUGCUUACGUGGCUAAAACGCUUGUUGAUUACAGUGCUCAUAUGGGCAUUCAUUUGAACAAAAGAGCUUUCAAAUGUGCAGAAUGUCAGGAGCAUUUCAGUGCAGUGGAAGAGCUGAACAGUCACUUUGCCGAAAAUCACUCCGAAAAAAUUCUCAAGCACAAAGAAGCUAUCCAGAAAAUCCCUCAUGGACUGCUCCAAACUUAUCACCUACUGAAUGUUCCUGUAAACAAACUGUCCACCCUUUCUAAUAACAGCUACACUCAAACAGGCGACAAGCAGUUAAAAUGCAAUAUGUGUGGGUUUGUAGCUCGCUGGCCAGCUGAACUGCAGAAACAUGCCGUUUCCCAUUCCGAAGAACGCCCAUUUGUGUGUAUGGUGUGUGGGUCUACCUACAAGUGGAAGUGGGAUCUUGUAAAACAUUUUGAGAAAAGCCACCAUACUCUACCCAACCCUUACAAACGCCGAGAUCCGGGAUCCCAACAGUCUCCUUCCUCUUCCUUCUCUACAUCUACUGCAGCAGCUCUACUUGACAAUGACAGAAGCCUCCCUGCUAUGGAAGAGGACUCUGGUAACUCUGACACUGAACCAAAUAAGAAGAGAAGAAGACUGUCGGAUUCGGAUCUCUCUCAGCUGAAAGCCAGAGCCAGUGAGUCUGAGGGAACUGGCAUCAACGCAGACUCCAACAACAAUGAAGAUGAAGAUGAACUGACUGAUGACUGCAAAAUUCUUUCACAAGAAUAUGAAAAUGAAUAUCUUGCAGCACUAGAAAUGCGUCGACUGGCACCAUCAGAAAUUGAGGCCAUGAACCAGAUUAGAAUGGCAAGUGAGGGCAGACCCGAAGGUAUGGAGGGCAUAGAAUUUGACCCAGAAGAUCCAGAACCAUACAUGCAGUACUGCAGACCUAUCAAUGAAGCCACACAGAAAAUCAUUGCAGAAACCUUAAGACAACGAAUCAGUCAAGGAAGGUUUCCAAAUAUGAAUGACGAGAAGGCACUCUCAGGAGACCCGUCAUCUAGUGCUGAUAUCCUACUUCCAUACAAAUGCCCUUCGUGUGAGUACAGAGCACGGUGGCCAUCUGAAAUAACACAGCAUAUGAAGAACCACUCUGAUGAGAAGCCAUUUAGAUGCCCAAGGUGCAGUUAUCGUAGCAAGUGGAAAUGGGAUGUUGUCAAACAUUUAAAACGUUGUGGAGGAGGAACCAUUAAAGAUGUUAUUGACACGUCUGUAGACGAACAGAAGAUGGAUCUGUGUGGUGGAAAUGUGGUUCUCAGUGUGCCGAAAUUGGAUGGAUCAAAACAAUCCACAUCCCAACCACUGUCGUAUCUAGUCGGAUCAUUCCCUAAUUCUCAAGGCCAGAACCAAGCCAUUUCUUUACUAUCCUCCGGACGAUCUGUGCUGAAAUCUCCAUGCCCAAAUGUGACUGUAUUACCCCCAAAUGCUAGUGGUUUGGUAGGAAUCCCCUCUGCUAGUCUUCUGCAGAAUUCACCUGAAGGGGCUUUAAGCCCAAACUCUGCACAUGGAGGUGCGGUUCAGAAAGCUGUAAAGCAGCCUGUUUUCAGAGGGCUUAUCAAUGGAGGAAUGUAUCACUGCCUGCACUGUCAAUUUGUCGGGCAUAGCCCAGCUGAACUAAAGAGACACUCCAUGAUUCACUCUGAAGAAAGACCAUUUACUUGUUCUACUUGUGGGUACAGCAGCAAGUGGAAGGGGGACCUGAAAAAGCAUCUGAGGACGUACAACCAUGCUGGAAUUAUCGCUGGACCUCCAACAAACCGGCCUAUUCUCCCCAGACCUGAUCCAUCGGACGAUGAAUCACCUUCCAACCUAAGUCAAACUGAUGAUGGCAAAACUGGUGAUGGUUUAUCCAUGAUCUUUCAUGAUAAGAUACUUUUCAAAUGCAAGACAUGCCCUUAUGUGACCUACAAGAAAAGCUCUUACGACGCCCAUUUGAAAACUCAUGGUGCUUCAGGGUCAAGCGAGGGACCAUCGAAAUUCAAGUGCAAGCAGUGCCAGUUUCAAGCUCAGGACUUGUCCACAUUUCUGCAGCACAGACUAACCCAUACGCAAGCAGCGCAGAUGACAGUUCCAACCAAGAAACCUGUUGCGUCGCAGUCCUUUGACAAUGAGGUGUCGUCCAGAACCAUACAUUUGAAAUACAGACGGAGGCCAGUCAAACAGUUCAAAUGCAGCAAAUGUCCUUACGUGUGCUUCAAGAGGAGUGGGCUAGACUCGCACGAAGCCAUGCAUGAACCCAGAGGUGUAGAUGCUCACACAUGCCUGUUUUGCGACUACAAUGUAUACAACAGAAGUCUUCUCAUGCAGCAUAUGAGGCUUCAUUCUGAGUAUGACCCAGCCAUUCAUGAACUUGUGGGCGAAGGUGAAAGCGACAGUCCCCCAGAUGUGCAAGAGGAAUGCAGUGAACCUAGUGAAGAAAUUAUUGACUUGACUCCUAAUACGAAUUAUGUUUACAAUGUAAACAUGCGUGAGGCCACAAGUUCUGUGCAGUCUCCCAUUAAGCAAGCCACCUCAAGCAAAAGACUGGCAUGUGAAUGGUGCAGCGCAUCUUUUGAUCAUUUGCUAAACCUGUUUCAGCAUGCUCAGAUGAUGCAUCCACAAGAAUUGAGUGCCCAAGAGAAGGCUCCAAUGGAUUUCUCCCAGACUUCCAGUCAUCCUUUGGACUUCUCUCAGAAAACCCAGCCUCAGACUGUCCCACCUCACAGGGUUAAGCCAGGAGUGUCCUUGCUUACUGGCACAGUGCAAGGUAACUUCAUGGGGAAUCAAACAUUUGCCACACCAAAAACCUACCAGCCUAUCAUGCCCAAGAAAAUGGACACAAGCUCCAACCAAAGUGAUGUGGACAAGCAACCAUGGCUGAUUAAUGCAAGGAAAACAACUCGCUCUCCUGUGGCAGCAAGAAAGAGCACAAGUCCUGCCAAGCGCAGCCCCAGACACCAGUGCUCUAAGUGCCCAUUCAUUGCCAGUAACUUGUUCUCCUACUACAGACACAUGGAGCGACAUGGCAGCAAUUGUAAACAUACUUGCUCUUAUUGUGACUACAGCAUUAAUCGCCUGAACCUUCUGUAUCAACACAUGAAGGGAGCCCACAAUAUCUACUGGUAUUCUGGAGAUGGGAAAAACAGUGGCCCAGACUUAAAACAGCUUGCCAUUGCAGAUAAGAAUCAGAAUGCUAAUAAUGAAGUGUCCAGGACACCAACUCCCUCAACCGUCAGCCCAUCCCCAACAGGAUCCACAUAUUCACAGGACAUGGAUCCUCAUCUCACAUCUGUGAGUCCUAGCAGCUCUCUUGGCCCUGAGCCAGCUGAAGAGGUGCCGCUCGACUUCAACCUGGAGAAGGCAGUGAUGAAUGUCGACUUCAAAAAAAGGCUUCCUGUAGGGAGCAUUCGUAAGCCAGGGGCAAAGCCUACUUUGGUGAUUGUUGAAGAGACCAACUGGCGUGGUAUUCCCAUCCAAAUCUGCUUCCUUGAUGGCCGCAAAAAUUAUAAAUGCCCUCUUUGUAACUACAUAAGUAAUAAUGCUGCAAAUGCUACAAACCAUGUCCGCCAGCAUGGCACCAACCGAAGAUACAGGUGCGACUAUUGUAAUUAUAGUGUAGAUAACCUGAGACUGGUCUAUCAUCACAUGGAAUCAAUUCAUAGAAAUUGUCCUUACAAUACAGUGGAAAGGAUUGAGAAAUCUGGGGGGCAGAUAGAGAGCAUUGAUGACUCGGUGAUGAAUGAUGAUGCCAGUUCAGUUGGCACAGCAGAGGACAUCGCCAACAAUGUCCUGGAUACCAAAGUUAUUUCCCAGCUUGAAACGGCCCUAAGUCAAAAUCCAACAGUUAAGUUGUCCAAAGAUGAGCCGCCACGAAGAAGCAUCAAGUGUUCUUUCUGCCCAUUCCGUGCAAAAAAUAAAGAUUCCUACACCAAGCACCUUGAAAUGCAUGAACUGAGUGGAAGGUACAAGUGCAAGCAUUGCAGCUAUAGUGCAGAUCGCCUUAACCUGAUGACACAACAUUCCCGUGUGCACCCAGCCUCUGAGGGCUCAGGUCUAGGUAACUGUAUUGAGAUCUCACAUACAGCAGCCAGAGGAGUUGCCAAACACAGCAUUAACAUGAAUUCUAGGAUUAACGGAAGGAUCAGAUAUAGGUGUUCCAGAUGUCCAUUCAAGACUUUCUGUAAGAGUAACAUCAUAAAACACCGACGACAGCAUCUGAUGAAUGGCAAGUACAAGUGCCCGAAAUGCAACUACAGUGCAAUGAGAUGGUAUGUCCUCCAGCAACAUCUGAAAUUUCAUGAAGCAGACGAUCCGACCAAGCAAAGCCCCAGUAACAAGGACAGUUUCCAAGACUUUAUUCUUGACCCAAAUGAUGAGAAAGCGGCUGAAGCUUUACGUCAGGCUGAACCAGGAACUCUUCCUGAUGCUGAACAACAAGAGCAGGAAUUGAUGAUGUCUGCAGAUGGUGCUGGAGAAGGCAUGGAGUUUGACUCAGAACAAGACCUGGAAGGUUUGGAAAAUGGGGACCUAGAUGCCAUGGAAACAGAUCAUCCAUUCCAGGAAGGUGAUGAAUUGGAGCCAGGUAGUCUAGAGUGUAAGGAAUGUCCCUUUACAGCCUUGACUGUGACUGAUUAUCGCAAACAUUCCCGCCUUCACAAGUUGGCCUUGAAGUUCCGCUGUGAUUUGUGCUCUUACAGCAUCGACAGGCUUAAUGUACUGUUGGAACAUCGACAGCUGCACUUAGGCGACCCUGAUUAUGUCCAAGAUAUGCCCACUGAAUCGCUGCUAAACCCGGACUACACAGAAAAGGGAAGAAAGGUUUCAAGCCCAGAUUCUGGUGACUCUGGAGAGGAGAAGUUGAUGGUGAAGAGUGGUAGCAUGUCUGAGGAAAGCAAGAGGUUUACUUGCUCCAUGUGCCCUCAUCAGUGUAACAAAGUAAGGAAUCUGAAUGCACAUAUGGCUCGCCACGGUCAGAACGGCAAGUUCAUCUGUGACUGCUGCAGCUGGAGCUCUAACCGGUUAAAUCUGGUUUAUCAACACAGACAAGUACAUUCCAAAGAGCCGGACUUUGACCAGAACCCUGAAGACAUCAAGUUCCUCAAUCGUCAAUAUGCUCUCGGCGAAAGUGUUUCACCAUCCCUGGAACAGAGUGAGGAUAGCACUGGUGAAACAGGCCUUGAGGAGGAGGAGGAGGAGGAUGGAAAUGAGGAUGAAGCCCACAUUGAACUGGUGCGAGGAGGAUCAACACCCUCGGAGACAACCAGCAUGCAGAUACCACGCAUCCAAAGGCAGUACAACUGUCACCUUUGUCCAUUUUCUUGCAACAGUAAGAGCAGCUUUGCCUACCACAAGAACCUCCAUGUGAUUAGAGCGAAGUACACCUGCACCAACUGUUCAUAUAGUGUGGCACGUUGGAAUCUAUUACGUCAACACAUGAGGCUGCAUGAAAACCCUGUAGAUGAAACAGUGUCUACAAAGCAGAGGCUGAAAUGUCCUCUCUGCCCAUAUCACACUCGUAGCAAGGAGCUGUUGGAUGCCCAUAUCACAAUGCAUUCCUCCGGCAAAAAACACUCUUGUGACUUCUGCAACUUCAGCUCAGACCAGUAUAGUCUUCUGCAGCAACAUUUGAAAGUCCAUUCCACUAUUACUAUCGAAGCCAAAGACGGUCCUGAGAUGAAGAAUGAAAUUAAGGUAUUUGAACCUCCGGAGUCUGGCAUGAGCAGAAGCCUCCUCUAUUUCCGUGGCAAUAAGGGAGUCAGUGAAGAAACAACGGACAGCCCUGACCCUGAGUUUAAGUGCGAGAGAUGCCCUUACAGUGCUUCAACAAAACAGGAAAUGGAUGCCCAUGAAGACCAUCACAACGUCAAAAGUGAAGCCGAUUGUCCAUUUUGCGACUUCAGUUGCACGCAGAUUGACGAGCUCUUAGAGCAUGCGAGACUUCAUUUUCCCAGCACACAAAUGGACAUGUCCACUCUACAAAACUUGCUGUCCAAAAAUGAGAAGAAGAAGAAUGAAACUGUGGCAAAAUUGUCCCAGUCCAAAAAGGAGCUGGCAGCAGACAACACAUCUGCAGAGACAUCGACUGACAAGACCAUGGAGACAGGCAAGGCCAAUGCAGAGAAGGAUGAUAAAACUGCUGAUGAAAAUGCAGGCAUGCAAGAUCAGAAAGAGGCUACUCGAUCACAGAGAACAAAGGUGUAUGUGUGCCAGUAUUGUGAUCGAGAAUUUGAAGAGAAGGCGUUGAUGCGUGAUCAUGAGAAACAGCAUCUCAUUGGCUCUCAAUACUAAGCUAGUGUAUAAGGUGUGCAGUUGUGUUUGGGACUGUGCAGAAACAAUGUGAUAAUGAGACAAGAAGAACUACUGAACUUAUCAGUACCAAACCUAGCACAGCUCUGACAGCUGAGUAAACUGGUGCCUUAAGUGUCCAGUGAAGAUCUUUUUUUGUGCUGAACUAUUCAUCCUGUGCUAUUUUCUUAAGACUUUUACAAGCAUUGUGCACUUUUAGGACUUCCGCUUUUCAAGCACAAGAGUGAACUGGUGCCUUUUAUUUAAGACUGUUUCCUUGACAAGACUGAGACUUUGACAGGAAUUUAGCUCUUCCAAUUGAUCAGAUUUAUAUUAUAUAUCAUCAUCCAAGAUGUUUUGUGGAUAAUAAUGUGCCUUCUGAGGAAAUUUUAACUUCCCUGUGAACAUUCUUCCAAGAUAUCCUCACUUCCCUAUGACAUUUUGACUUUGAAGUGGGUAUGUGUGUGUUCACUUUACAGCAGUUGAUUCCAGGCCUUCACUGAGUAAAGUGUAGAUAAUGUUUCUUUGUGAUUCACGCAUUGUUUGAGACCUGAACUACACACCCAGUUUGAAAGGCAGAAAGGACUAAAGUGACAUAAGGCAAUGAAGACUCAUUCCAGAAAAAUGGACCUGUACCUGUAAAGGUGCACAACUUUAUGAACAAUAUGCAAAAGAACACUUCCAGAAAACUUAUAUAUGUACAUGUAUAUAUAUAUAUAUGCAAGCCUGCUAAAGCCCACAGGGGAAUGCAGGGCGGUUUUAGUCUUUUACUUUGUUAUACUUUUAGUUCGGGAAUAGAGGAUGAGCUUUAGUUAUACGUUUAUAAAUAUGAUCACUGAUUUGUGCAAUGUUUAUUUGUUAUUGGCAAUAAUUAGAGAACACCGUGUAGGUGUUCAGAGUUUUCUACAAAUGUUGAAAUUUUUC
Molecule: messenger RNA, 9300 nt
Organism: Liolophura sinensis
Lineage: Eukaryota; Metazoa; Mollusca; Polyplacophora; Chitonida; Chitonidae
Exons: 2
Coding region: 307-8379 (2690 amino acids)
Biological process (GO): positive regulation of transcription by RNA polymerase II
Cellular component (GO): nucleus
Source: RefSeq, a predicted model, not a curated record